Messenger RNA from Grammomys surdaster, 1994 nucleotides. It is a transcript of the gene Bud13, whose product is annotated as BUD13 homolog. Gene Ontology annotation, biological process: mRNA splicing, via spliceosome. Gene Ontology annotation, cellular component: U2-type spliceosomal complex; RES complex. The transcript is spliced from 7 exons. The coding region runs from base 13 to 1650 and encodes 545 amino acids. The record is from RefSeq and is a predicted model, not a curated record. Gene Ontology annotation, molecular function: RNA binding. Lineage: Eukaryota; Metazoa; Chordata; Mammalia; Rodentia; Muridae.
UUCGCCGCUGCCAUGGCGGCAGCUCCGCCGGUCUCCAAGGCUGAGUAUCUGAAACGUUACUUGUCUGGGGCAGAUGCUGGCUUGGAAGGAGGUCCAGAGUCCGGUCGCAAGCGGCGCAAAAAACGGCCGAAGCCGGGAGGCGCUGGCGGCAAGGGAAUGCGGAUUGUUGAUGAUGAUGUGGGUUGGGCAGCUAUCUCUACCGCUAAGCUGGAGAAGGAGGAGGAAGAGGAUGGAGAUUUGCCUGUGGUGGCUGAGUUUGUGGAUGAGCGUCCAGAAGAGGUAAAGCAGAUGGAAGCCUUCCGCUCCAGUGCCAAGUGGAAGCUUCUGGGAGGCCACAGUAAAGAUGGACAUUUUCAUCAUGAUGACCAAGAUCCAUCACCUCCCAGGGGGGUCCGUCAUGAUACUCCAGACUCUUCUCCAAGGAGGGUCCUUCAUGAUACCCUGGACCCAUCUUCUCCCAGGAAGGCCCACCGUGAUACCCCAGAUCCAUCUCUUCCCAGGAGGGUUCGUCAUGAUACCCCAGAUCCAUCUCCUCCCCGGAGGGUCCGUCAUGAUACCCCGGAUCCAUCUCCUCCCCGGAGGGUCCGUCAUGAUACCCCGGAUCCAUCUCCUCCCCGGAGGGUCCGUCAUGAUACCCCGUAUCGAUCUCCUCCCAGGAGAGUUCGUCAUGAUACCCCGGAUCCAUCUCCUCCCAGGAGAGUUCGUCAUGACAUCCCGGAUCCAUCUCCUCCCAGGAAGGUCCACCAUAACUCAGAUGCUUCUCCCCGUAGGAAGUCUCAUCGUAAUUCUUCAGCUGUAUCUCCUAGGAGAGGCCAUCAUGGUUCCUCAGAUACCUCUUCCCCAAGACAGGCCCACAACUACUCCCCUACUGCAGCCCAGCAUAGAAGGACUCUUGACUCUUCAGGUGCACAACAUCUCAGGAGGACACGUCAUGAUUCCCCUGAUUUGGAACUGCCCAAAGCCAAAAAUAGUAAAGCUGCAGAAAGACCCCCUAGCAAGACUGUAUCCCAGAGUGGGGUAGGACCCUCUCACCCAUCAUUCUCCACGAACAGCAAGUACGAGCAUGACUCUGACCUUUCUCCUCCACGGAAACGACAAGCAAAGGCCCAUUUUGGGGCUAAGAAACAGCUUGAUUCUAAAGGUGUCUGCCAAAAAGCAUCUGAUUCAGAUCUUUCUCCUCCACGGAAAAAAAAAAAUUCAGAGCACCAGGAUUCUGAUUCAGAUCUGUCACCACCACGGAAUAGACCAAGACACCAGAGCUCUGAUUCUGACCUCUCUCCACCCCGGAGAAGACAGAGGACCAAAUCUUCCGAUUCUGACCUCUCUCCACCUCGAAGGAGUCCCCGACCUGGGAAGAAGCUUAUCUUUGACUUUCUCUGCUUUGAACUGCUGGGUGUAGUCAUCAAAGAGUUUCUGGUUCUCUCCAUGAAGAGUUUCAGAGCAUUGUAUAUCAAGCCGUGUAUUGUCUUGUUCCAGUGGGUCUCUGAGUUGCGGUAUAAGGAUGGAAACAUGAUGGGCAGAAUUCUCGCUGCACUGUCACUGAUUAAACUCAUGAUAUCCAAUGGCUUUGAACAGAAGCGCUUUGCCAGGCUGGCCAGCAAGAAAGCUGUGGAGGAGCUUGCCUACAAGUGGAGCGUUGAGGACAUGUGACCUCCCUGAGGAUGUGUGACCUCCCUGAGGAUGUGUGACCUCCCUGAGGACAUGUGACCUCCCUGAGGAUGUGUGACAUCCCUGAGGAUGUGUGACCUCCCUGAGGCUGUGAUGCUGUGGUGCUCAAAGUACCACCACACAUCCAGCUCUAAUGGAGUCCUGCUAAGAGACACAGACCAGCAAGUUGCUGUCAGUCUGACCUCUGGACUAGGCACCUAAUCUUGGCUGUGCCCUUGCUGUCUGUGGCUGGCUUUGGCAGGACAGGGUGACUUCUUUGUCCCAGGUUGUUCUUGGCCAGUGCUUUUCUUUUUCUUAAAAAUAAACACAUAUUUAUUUUUUCGUAA